ACUAAAAUAAGCGUGAGAGCGGCAAGAUUUGAUUUUACGUGCAUCGAUGGCCCGAGAUACCCUCCACACAUCUGAAAUUGCCAAGAAAGGGGACAGCUUCUUUCCCCUGUAUCUUCUGCCAUGCGACGAAAAUUAUUGCAUAAAAAAUCUAAGCGUAUUUUGAUCUAAAUAGAUGAUUGUGAAUCACGCUCGAUUAAGUAUAAAAGGCUGGAACAUCUUCAACAGAAUCAUUCAGUAGUUGACAUCUCUUUAGUAACAGUACUAAAUUUUCUUAAGAAAAUACACAGUUUGGAAUCUCAAGAAAGUCAGUUGAAGAUUUUGAAUACUUAGCUUGGCAGCUUUGCUUGUUAGUGUUGAAGUUUAGUGUUUCAUCAAAGUCAGUAUGUUAAAGCUUGUAUCUUGCCUGAUUUUAAUAUGGACUGUUGUGGCCAGACCCGAGGCGCCUCUCAAUUCCUAUCUACCGCCGAAUGGUAAUGGAAAUGGAGUUAGUCCUCGAUACGGCCCUCCUGGUUAUGAACCCGGUGUUCCUCUAGGCCCGAAUGGAAAUGGCAACGGUAAUGGUAAUGGUAAUGGAAAUGGAAACGGUAAUGGAUACAGCAAUGGUAAUGGAAACGGCAAUGGAUUAUCCAAUGGUAAUGGCAACGGCAACGGCUAUUCUAACGGAAAUGGCAACGGUAACGGACUGAACGGCAAUGGAAACGGUAACGGGCUGAACGGAAAUGGAAACGGUAACGGACUGAACGGAAAUGGAAACGGUAACGGACUGAACGGAAAUGGAAACGGCAACGGCAAUGGUUACAGCAAUGGUAACGGUAACGGAAAUGGAUACAGCAACGGCAACGGUAACGGAAACGGCGCACCCAUCCCUGUUUACGGACCCCCAUCAAACGGCAAUGGAAACGGAAACGGAAAUGGCAAUGGCAACGGCAACGGAAACGGUAACGGGCUUCCAGCACCAGUUUACGGACCACCAAGAAACGGAAACGGCAACGGAAAUGGAAAUGGUGUUCCAAAACCAGUAUAUGGUCCACCAAGAAAUGGUAACGGAAACGGAAACGGAAACGGAAACGGAAACGGAAACGGAAACGGAAACGGAAACGGCAAUGGAAACGGCCGACCCAGUUCAACUUACGGAGUACCAAACGGAAAUGGAAACGGCAACGGCAACGGAAAUGGCAGACCGAGCUCUACUUAUGGAGUACCAAAUGGCAACGGAAACGGCAACGGAAAUGGAAACGGCAGGCCUUCUUCCACUUAUGGAGUACCUUCAAAUGGUAACGGUAAUGGUAACGGUAACGGUAACGGUAUUGCUCCAGUAUAUGGACCUCCAAGAAAUGGAAACGGCAAUGGCAACGGCAAUGGCAACGGCAAUGGCAACGGCAAUGGAAACGGUAACGGUAACGGCAAUGGUUACGCUUCUAACGGAGGAUACGCUAACGGUGGACCUCAAGAAGAAGAAGUUACGGAGCCCGCAAAGUACCAAUUUGAAUAUGAAGUCAACGACCCAGAAUCUGGAAACGAAUUCGGGCACAAAGAAGAGAGAGAUGGUGACCUUACCAUUGGAGAAUACCACGUAUUGCUUCCUGAUGGUAGAAGGCAAAUUGUCCAAUACGAAGCUGACUUAGACGGAUACAAACCAGUCGUAACUUAUGAAGGGGAAGCUAAUGGCGACGGAUCUAACGGAAAUGGAAACGGUGGCUAUCAAUACAACGGAAAUGGAAACGGCAACGGUAACGGUUACGCCAACGGCAAUGGAAAUGGUAACGGCAACGGUUACGGCAACGGAAAUGGAAACGGCCACAGCAACGGCAACGGAAAUGGAAACGGCUACGCCAAUGGAAACGGUAAUGGUAACGGUUAUGCCAAUGGAAAUGGAAAUGGAAACGGAAAUGGCAACGGAAAUGGCAAUGGCAACGGAAAUGGAAACGGCUACACCAAUGGAAACGGCAACGGCAAUGGAAACGGAUAUCCAGGGAGUAGUGGUCCGUAUUGAUUGUAGUCAAUUCACUAAUUUUAUAAUGAACCUCGCUCAAAGCUCUGGUUUAUGUGAUCAAGAAAGCUGACAAAUAUUUAUAGAUUGAUCUUUAAAUUAAAUUCGCUCCAGUAAAAAAAUUCUAGAAAGUCCAUAAAUUGUAUUCAAAAACCCCUUUGACUACACAGUGUAAUAUUUGUCAACUAUUCCUAAAUCGACUAUAAUAGGAAAAUGUAUGUAUUAGCUACUAAAUAUGCCAAAACACUUGCAAUACUAAUAGGAUUUAUAAUUGAUUAAUUGUAUUAAUUCUACUAGCUAUACUAGAUAGUAGUAGAUGCGCAAUUAAUUAUUAUUAAACUACUCUCGAAAAUGACAUAUCUAUUGUCUUUAUUAUAUAAAGGUUUAUGAAAUCCGCUACUAGUGCAUAAGUGUAUAAUCAUAUUUAUUACCUACCUAGUAGUCAAAAUAGUAUACGUUAUUUAUUAAAGUAUUAUAAGUUUGAUGACUGAUGACGACUGCAAUGUAAUGGAACUGAGUAUUGGAUCUUUGCCACUUCUGCAUUAUGUAUAU
Molecule: messenger RNA, 2542 nt
Organism: Dendroctonus ponderosae (mountain pine beetle)
Lineage: Eukaryota; Metazoa; Arthropoda; Insecta; Coleoptera; Curculionidae
Product: pro-resilin
Exons: 9
Coding region: 383-1993 (536 amino acids)
Cellular component (GO): extracellular matrix
Source: RefSeq, a predicted model, not a curated record